AUACGCAGGACCUCCAUGCUCUGCUUUCUAGGAACUACUCUGUAGUCUGUAGAUUUCAAUCCAUUUGUUUUCCCCACACAAUAUGAUGAUCACAACCUACCCAUGCUGUGUGCUCAAACUUAGGGUUCCGUAUUCUGAUGAUUUCUACUGAUAAUAUUGCAAAGGAAACAGUAAAACACGAAGAAAUGGAAACGAUCAAAGUUCAUGACAUCGGAGCUGAGAAAGCAAACGCGAUUUCGAGGUACCGUAGGAUUCAGAGAAUCACGACUUUGCUUCGAUUUGUGGAGGUGUUCGUUUUCCUGAUCGUCGUCUCCAGGUUUUCCACGCAAUUCAGUUUUUCUCUCAAGCUGUCGAGUGAGUACUUCAGGGGGGUUUCUGUAACACUAAUUAGUCCUAAAUCCGUCUUUGUAAUCGGAAACGCGAUCGUAGUCGCUCUGAUUCUGAUAUCGGGGCAGUUCUCCUCAAAAACCUCCGAUUUCUACGACGAGUACGUUGAGGAAUGCCGGAAUUAUAAUCCGCAAGUUUCGAUCAACAAAGUAGAGAAAAAAUCAAUUGAUCGUUACAGAUCUAGUGCUUGUUGCAAUAAUGGAACGAAGAUCAUCCGCAGAGUCCAAUCCGAGCAUCUCAUAAAGGUCGAAGAGCGCCACGGCAGCUUGAGGCGGAGCGCAAGUGACAAGUGUGAGAAAAAAUCAGCGAACGAGAUGAGCAGCGAAGAAUUCCGGCGAACGGUGGAGGCGUUUAUCGAACGGCAGCAGAGGUUUUUGAAGGAGGAAGAAGAAGAACAGUUUCUAGCUUAAGUAACCGUUUUGUUUAUAUACUUUCCAUCCUUUGUUCCUAAUUUCCUUAUUUCUCCUCAUUUUAUUUCAAUAUUUCCAAAUAUAUAUAUCUAUAUCAAGAUUAGGCUUAAAUCAAACUCUGUAAUACAAAGCAUGUAAAUACAGGAGUAUUAUUUAUAUAUCCUAUUUCCCAAACUUAUUAAUAUGGUCUCAUAAAAUUUAAUUCAAGAUGUGAAAAAAUAGAGGUAUCUUGAAUUAGGUCCCGUGCAGGUUAGACAUUGUUCUGUAGAAAAAAUAAAAUCCAAAGCAUAGCUAAUUUUUUUUAUAUGUUUAAAUCGAAAUGUGUUAGGAGACCCAUAGGCCAUAGACAACACAAGUCAAUUAUAUCAUAUAUAUUACUAACAUAUUUUUUUAAACCCUUCCAUCCAAAACAUAAGAUCAUACCAUUCCUGGAUAAGAAAACAUCAGUCAAAGGGAAACAACACUUCAAGAAACAAUAACAUAUCUUUUAAAGGACAUAUAUAUAUUCAUUGUAGUUUCACACAAUAUCGAACCA
Andrographis paniculata is the source of this 1332-nucleotide messenger RNA. RefSeq lists its product as uncharacterized. The record is from RefSeq and is a predicted model, not a curated record. Lineage: Eukaryota; Viridiplantae; Streptophyta; Magnoliopsida; Lamiales; Acanthaceae. The transcript has a single exon. Bases 138 to 797 code for a protein of 219 amino acids.